AUGGCUCAGGUUCCAUUGGCAGUUGGGCCAGAAAGUCACGAAGUUCUGGUGAGGAAAAGGAGGUUCCAGAAGAGCCCCCGCUGCCCUGCCUACCUUGGUGUUGUCUUGGAAGGAGCUCCAUCUAGGAACCAGCAUCCCUUGUCAGCCCAGAAGGCCAAGUGGCAAGCUCGGAGGUACCUUCUUGCAGAGCUGGCCGAUUGCAACUCCUCAUCCGGGGCUUCGCCCCCCUCUCAGUUAAGCGCUAUCACCCUGGAGGACCUGGGGCUCCUCCUGGAGGACGGGCUGGCCAGCCCCGAGCUCCUGAGUCUGGAGGAGAUCUCAGAGAGGUAUGAGCCCAGCUGCCUGGCGUCCACCACUUCCGUCCCAGAGCAGGACACCCCCAAGCGCUGGAAGCAGCUGGAGCAAUGGGUGGCCGACCUGCAGGCCGAGGUGGUGUCCCUACGGGGACACAAGGACUACUGUGAGCGUGCCACACUGAGCCUUCUACAAGAGCUGCGCCGGGUGCAGGCCAUUGUGCAGCUGCAAGACUCGGAGCUGAAGAAGCUGAAGCAGGAGUUACACCAGGCAGCUUGGGGCCCUGAGAAGGAGGCCCUGGAGUUCCCCAGCCCCCAGAACCAGAACAAGAUGCAGGCCCUGGACAAGAGGUUGGUGGAGGUCCGGGAGGCCCUGACCCAGAUCAGGAGGAAGCAGGCACUCCAGGACUCGGAGCGGAAGGGCACCAAGCAGGAGGCCAACCUCAGGUUGACCAAGUUGGCCAGGAAGCUGGAACAGGAGGAGCAGAACCGGGACGUGGCCUGCAGUGCCCUGCAGAGGAGCCAGGAGGAGGCCAGCCAAAGGGUGGACCAGGAGGUGGCCAGGCUGCAGGCCCAGGUGACCAAACUGGGUGAGGAGAUGAGCCUUCGCUUCCUCAAGAGGGAGGCCAAGCUGUGUGGCUUCCUGCAGAAGAGCUUCCUGGCCCUGGAGAAGAGGAUGAAGGCCUCGGAGAGCACACGGCUGAAGGUGGAGAGCAGCCUGCGGGAGGAGCUGGAGAGCAGGUGGCACAACCUCCAGGAGCUGGCCGAGGAGCGCCUGCGGGCCCUGCGGGCGCAGUGCAAGCAGGAGGAGUGCUACCUCCUGGAGCAGUGCCGGGGCCUGGACAGGGCCGUGGUCCAGCUGACCAGGUUUGUGCGCCAGAACCAGAUGUCGCUGAACCGCGUCCUGCUGGCCGAGCAGAAGGGCCGGGACACCAAGGGCCACUUGGAGGAAAGCCAGGCUGGGGAGCUGGCUGCCUACUUUCAGGAGAACAUGGAAGCCAUGCAGCUGGCCAGCGAGCAAGCUCAGCAGGAGACGCAGAGCACACUGGAGCUGCUCCAAGAGAAGAGGCAGGCCUUGGAGGGGUCGGUGGCUGAGCUGGUCAGACAGGUGGGGGACCUGAAUGACCACUUCUUGGCCCUGAGCUGGAGGCUGGACCUGCAGGAACAGACGCUGACCCAGAAGCUGUGUGAGGCAAAGAGUGAGUGGGAAGGUGCAGAGCGGAGAUCGAUGGAGGGCCUGGCCUGGUGUCGGAAGGAGGCCCAGGCUUACCUGAGGGAGGUGCGGGAGACAGUGGACAGCCUGCCUCGGCAGAUAGAAGCUGUCUCUGACAGGUGCGUCCUGCACAAGAGUGACUCCGACCUCAAGAUCUCUGCUGAGGGCAAGGCCAGAGAGUUCGAGGUUGAGGCCAUGCGGCAGGAGCUGGCUGUUCUGCUGUCCUCCGUGCAGCUGCUCAGGGAGGGCAACCCCGGGCGGAAGAUUGCCGAGAUCCAGGGCAAGCUGGCCACGUUUCAGAAUCAAAUAAUGAAACUGGAAAACAGCAUCCAGGACAACAAGACCAUCCAGAACCUCAAGUUUAAUUCGCAAAUCAAGAUGCGCAUGGAGGAGAUGGCCACCCUGAAGGAGUGCCUGGUGGGCCCGUGGAGUGAGGAGGGCCCGCAGGCCCUGACGCUGGACAGCAGGAAGGUCCUCAUGUCCCGGGUGAGACAGCAGUUCAUCAAGAACGUGGCCUCUGGCGAGGUGGUGCCCGUGAAUCGCUGGGGCGUGUAUCAGGCCGUGAGGUGGCUGCAGUGGAAGGCGGUCCUCAUGAACCAGGUCACCAGGUGGAGACCACGAACAGCCUUGGAGAGGUCCCUUGGCCGAGCGGCAGGAGCCUGCCCACCAGCUCCCAGACGUGCCCCUUUUCCAGAAAUAAACAGGCCACUCCUGUGCCCAGCAGAGAAGCGGCUCUUCCCGCCCUCAUCUAGGGAGCAGUGUCUGUUCGUGCGCUCAGCAGCGCCCUCCUCCGGCCUCUCCAAGAAAACGUGGCUCAUCUGGGCAGCUGGCCCUGCCACCUGCUUCGGGGCUUGA
Eptesicus fuscus (big brown bat) is the source of this 2361-nucleotide messenger RNA. RefSeq names its product coiled-coil domain containing 154 (gene CCDC154). Gene Ontology annotation, biological process: bone mineralization involved in bone maturation. The transcript is spliced from 18 exons. NCBI's taxonomy places the organism in Eukaryota, Metazoa, Chordata, Mammalia, Chiroptera, Vespertilionidae. Bases 1 to 2361 code for a protein of 786 amino acids. The record is from RefSeq and is a predicted model, not a curated record.